UCAAUGCCCUCCUUGCAACAGGAAAAUAUAGAAUCCGUGCUAUUACACGUAACCCUCAAUCUGAUAAAGCAAAAGCUCUUGUUGCAAAGGGUGCCGAAGUUUUCAAAGCUGACCUUUCCAAUAGAGAAGAUGUUAAAAAUGCGCUUAAUGGCGCUGAUAUCGCAUUUAUUGUCACCAAUUUCUGGGAUCCGAUUGCUGACGUUGGAACCGACACCGGCGUAAGUGAUCAUUUUACCAUUUACAUUAAUACGCUUUACAGAAACAUUAAUUUAUAUAAAUGUUCUCAGCCCAUUAUAGCCAAAGUUAUUGAAGAAGGGCCAGAAAAGUGGAAUGGAAAGAAAGUUCCUAUUGCUUCGGAACGCAUUUCUUUUGGAAAAGUUGUCGAAAUAUUGACUAAAGUUACUGGAAGACAAUUUAAACUUCGCAGUACCAAUCGCGAAGAAACAGAAAAAGAAUUCCCCAUGUUGGCUGGUGAAGAAAUGUUAGAUAUGUCUCGUUGGUAUAAUAAAUACGGAGUUUUUGGCAAUGAACUUAGUGACAUUUCGAUCGCUAAAGAGUUACAUCCAAACAUUACUACUUUUGAACAAUAUGCUUACAAAAAUUGGAACGAUCAAAAGAAAAUUGUCUUUGAUCUCUUGAAAGGAUUCGCAUAUGCCACUAGAGAUUACCUUCGAGAGAAAUAUUGUGACGCAGAUCCAAAAACUUAUACGAACUAUUUAGAUGUAGAGAGAAUACUUGAAAGAACACCAUUAGCAAAAAAUGAUAAUAAGGAGAAUAAAUUCCUAAAUUUUAGUGUGAAAAAACGAAAGGCAUUAAAGGGAAGAAAUUUAAUCACACCCGAUCAGAUAAUCCAAUAUAAUUUGCCACUUGAUAUUGCCUUGUACUUGAAUUACUACAUCAGUAAAAUGUUUGAAGAAUUUAAAGAUGCUACGUCGACCACUCAAAUGUACAAUAAUGUAAACACUCUCAUAGAAUGCUUAACAAACCUAGAGAGAGUUCUUAGAUCUCCAAUUCCUUAUGCCUAUGCCAUUCAUCUUAUUCAUACCACUUGGAUAUUUUGUUUGUCACUUCCAUUCCAAUUAGUUAAUGACCUUGAUUGGGUCACGGUGCCUAUAGUAUUUUUGGCUUCACUCAUCUUACUAGGAGUCGAAGAGAUCGCUGAUGAGAUCGAAAAUCCAUUUGGUAAAGAUCCGAAUGAUCUACCAAUUGAUAGUUUCUGCAAGCUUAUUGAAAUGGAACUAGAUUUUAUUUUGAAACAUGGACUGGUACAUGAAGAUGCGAAGGACCGUGGAUAUGAAGUGAGUGAACAUGGAGAUCAAGGAACGAAUAAAGUGAAAGAAGGGAUCAUGGAAUAUUGGUGGACUGAUGCAAUAGAAAAAACAAAAGGUACUGAAAUUUCAGAAAAAGAUCAAGCAAAAAUAGGUGAACCAAAACAAGAGCGUGAUGAAAUAAAAUCAAAUCAUGAAAAAGAGGUUAAUCAAUACGGCGGCGAUUCCAAUGUGUGA
Messenger RNA from Racocetra fulgida, 1505 nucleotides. The record is from the annotation of a GenBank genome assembly. NCBI's taxonomy places the organism in Eukaryota, Fungi, Glomeromycota, Glomeromycetes, Diversisporales, Gigasporaceae.